Fusarium tjaetaba is the source of this 1872-nucleotide messenger RNA. RefSeq names its product isoflavone reductase P3. Gene Ontology annotation, molecular function: oxidoreductase activity. The transcript is spliced from 7 exons. The record is from RefSeq and is a predicted model, not a curated record. NCBI's taxonomy places the organism in Eukaryota, Fungi, Ascomycota, Sordariomycetes, Hypocreales, Nectriaceae. Bases 1 to 1872 code for a protein of 623 amino acids.
AUGAAGGUCGCGAUCCUCGGUGCCACUGGUGAGACGGGCACCUCCAUCUUGAACGCCCUCCUUGACUCAACCGAGCCGCGAUAUGAGAUUACUGCACUGGUCCGUAAAUCCUCACUAGAGAAACCUGAGGCACUUGCUCUCAAAGAGAAGGGAAUCAACGUUGUAGCUGCGGAUCUAAGUGGCCCUGAGGAUGAACUCGCGCGAGUCCUCGAUGGUAUAAAUACCGUUAUUUCAGCAAUCAGUGCUACCGGCCUCCUUGCGCAAACCCCGCUCAUCAAUGCCGCUCAAGCCGCGGGUGUCAAGCGCUUCUUGCCUUGCUGUUUCGCCCCGGUUAUGCCAGCAGGAGGUAUUUUAGAGCUGAGGGAUAUCAUGAAAAAGAAAGAGCAGGUGAUCAAUCAUGUCAAGAAAGUCAAACUCCCUUACACUAUUGUCGAUAUCGGCUACUGGUAUCAGUUGAUGCUACCUCGCUUGCCCUCCGGCCGUGUUGACUAUGCCUUGCCAAUCACUCUAGGGGGUAUUCCAGGUGACGGAAACACCCCCUGUGCCUUUACAGAUCUGCCAGAUAUUGGAAGAUGGAUCGCUCGCAUUAUCGCAGAUCCUCGGACCCUGAACAAGAUGGUCUUUGCCUACAACACGGUUCUGACAAUGAACCAAGCAUACGAUCUGUUGGAAGAGGCCAGUGGUGAAAAGAUUGAGCGCAACUACAUCUCAGAGGCCGCGGUCAUGGAGGGAGUGGCUAGAGCAGAGGCUAAUUGCCCGCCUGCGGACUCAUUCGACUACUUUGAUGUAGUGAAGUACCAAUACUUCAACGCACUCGGAAUUCGAGGGUAUAAUACCCCAGAGUACGCGCGGUACUUGGGAUAUGUAGAUGCAACGGAGCUCUAUCCCGACAUGAAAGUGACAGCCCCGGAUGUCUAUUGUGAGAGACUUUUAAGUGGCAAGGCUACAAUGAUCUAUCAGCGUUUGAUGUCGGCCGCUCACUCCUCCGCCUCAACGAAGGUUGGAAAAGAGGCCAUCCGCAUACUUCUGGCCUCUCCAGCCAGUCUUACUAUCCGUGGCAUCUAUCGCGAUACCUCCAAAGCUCCAGAUGAACACACAAGCCACCCGAACUUCAGUUCAGUCAAGGGCGAUGUUGCUUCUGAGGAUAGUCUUGAUUUCAGCAAUUCUGAUGCCGUUCUCUAUGUCCCGCCGCCGACUUAUGAGGACAUCGACCAGAGCGAAUGGGCCAAGCAAACAGCCAACAACGUCAAAGGUGCCUUGAAGAGAUCAGGCGUCGAGAGGCUCGUUGUUCUGUCUGGUCUGGGGUCCCAAAAUGACCAUGGUAUCGGCUUUGUCCGCUUGAAUCAUCACACCGACAACAUUCUCAAGGGCUCUGUGCCUGAAGUGACUAUCCUUCAGUCAACUCAUUUUCAAGAGGAGUUUGAGUACAUGUUUCAAAUGCCUUUGGGAGAUCCGCCAACAAUCUCAUCAUGGAUCGCACCAAGGGAUUUCAAGGUCCCAAUUGUCAGUCUCAAGGACGUUGGCGAAGUCUGUGCGAAGAACUUGCUCACCAAGCUUGAGAGCCCCAGCCCGCAAGUGAUCAAGGUCUUUGGUCCUCGUGCCUACAGCUCAAUCGACCUGAGAGACAUGUUUGAGGAAAUCACUGCUAACAAGGUUGAGCUCAGACUUGCGCAAGGUGAAGAUUUGAAGGCUUUCUUCAGACAGAUCAUGCCUGAGCAUUGCAUUUCAGACUUCAUGGAAAUGAUAGAAUCGUCCCUACCAGGUGGAUUGGUCGCCAUGGAGUAUGAGGCUGAUGAGAAUACCGUGACUGGAAAGGUUGACAUGUUGGAGGUUUUUCGUGAACUGGGUGACAAGUAUGGCUGUUCCAAAUAG